Messenger RNA from Canis lupus familiaris (dog), 1866 nucleotides. RefSeq names its product aldehyde dehydrogenase 7 family member A1 (gene ALDH7A1). NCBI's taxonomy places the organism in Eukaryota, Metazoa, Chordata, Mammalia, Carnivora, Canidae. Bases 44 to 1663 code for a protein of 539 amino acids. Gene Ontology annotation, molecular function: aldehyde dehydrogenase (NAD+) activity. The transcript has 18 exons. The record is from RefSeq and is a predicted model, not a curated record.
AGCUCCCGGGGCGCGGGCGCGCCGCGCGUGCCCCGGGCCCGGUAUGUGGCGCGUUCCCCGCCAGCUGUGUGUGCGCGUUGCAAGCGGAGGCAAGCUCUCGGGCCCUCGCCACAGACCCGCUGCCUUCAUGUCCACUCUGCUCAUCAAUCAGGCCCAGUAUGCUUGGCUGAAGGAGCUGGGGCUCCGCGAGGAAAACGAGGGCGUGUAUAAUGGCAGCUGGGGAGGCCGCGGAGAGGUUAUCACGACCUAUUGUCCGGCUAACAAUGAACCGAUAGCAAGAGUCCGACAGGCCAGUGUGGCUGACUAUGAAGAAACAGUGAAGAAAGCCAGGGAAGCCUGGAAAGUCUGGGCAGAGGUUCCUGCUCCGAAGCGAGGAGAAGUAGUGAGGCAGAUUGGGGAUGCUUUGCGGGAGAAGAUCCAAAUACUAGGAAAUUUGGUGUCUUUGGAGAUGGGGAAAAUCUUAGUGGAAGGUGUGGGAGAAGUUCAAGAGUACGUGGAUGUUUGUGAUUAUGCUGUUGGCUUAUCACGGAUGAUUGGGGGACCCAUCUUGCCUUCUGAAAGACCUGGCCAUGCGCUCAUUGAGCAGUGGAAUCCUGUGGGCCUGGUUGGCAUCAUCACUGCGUUCAACUUCCCUGUGGCUGUGUAUGGCUGGAACAAUGCCAUCGCAAUGAUCUGUGGGAACGUAUGCCUUUGGAAAGGAGCUCCAACAACUUCCCUCAUUAGUGUAGCUGUCACAAAAAUAAUAGCCAAGGUUCUGGAGGACAACAAGCUGCCUGGUGCUAUUUGUUCCUUGACCUGUGGUGGAGCAGACAUUGGCACAGCAAUGGCCAAAGAUGAGCGGGUGAACCUGCUGUCCUUCACUGGGAGCACGCAAGUGGGAAGACAGGUGGCCCUUAUGGUGCAGGAGAGGUUUGGGAGAAGCUUGUUAGAACUUGGAGGAAACAACGCCAUUAUUGCUUUUGAGGAUGCAGACCUCAGCUUAGUUGUUCCAUCAGUCCUCUUCGCAGCUGUGGGGACAGCUGGCCAGAGGUGUACCACGGCGAGGCGCCUGUUUUUACACGAAAGCAUCCAUGAUGAAGUUGUAAAUAGGCUUAAAAAGGCCUAUGCGCAGAUCCGUGUGGGGAACCCAUGGGACUCUGAUGUUCUCUAUGGGCCACUCCACACCAAACAGGCAGUGAGCAUGUUUCUUGCAGCAGUGGAAGAUGCAAAGAAAGAAGGUGGCACUGUGGUCUAUGGUGGCAAGGUCAUGGAUCGCCCUGGCAAUUACGUAGAACCAACAGUUGUGACAGGUCUGGCCCACAAUGCGUCCAUUGCACACACAGAGACUUUUGCUCCGAUUCUUUAUGUAUUUAAAUUCAAGAAUGAAGAAGAAGUCUUUGCAUGGAAUAAUGAAGUAAAACAAGGACUUUCAAGUAGCAUCUUUACCAAGGAUUUGGGCAGAAUCUUCCGCUGGCUUGGACCGAAAGGAUCCGACUGUGGCAUUGUAAAUGUCAAUAUCCCAACGAGUGGGGCUGAGAUCGGAGGUGCAUUUGGAGGAGAAAAGCACACUGGUGGUGGUCGGGAGUCCGGGAGUGAUGCCUGGAAACAGUACAUGAGAAGAUCCACUUGUACUAUCAACUACAGUAAGGACCUUCCUCUGGCUCAAGGAAUCAAGUUUCAAUAAAGGUGACGGUAAAUCAGCAUUACUUCAAGUCUUCUAGGCAUUCUUGCAGUUCUUUGUUCUGAAGAAGAAGAAGAAAAUUAAGAUUUGCCCUGAAUAAAUGCAUCAUUUUGAUUAUGACAAUGACUAGUCUCUUAACCCUGAGGCCCCAGCUAAAUCAAGAGACUUACUUUUUAGAAAUAAAACUGAAUUGUCACAAAUAGCCA